AUGGGCGCCUAUCUCUAUGGGCGCCUAUCUCUAUGGGCGCCUAUCUCUAUGGGCGCCUAUCUCUAUGGGCGCCUAUCUCUAGGGGCGCCUAUCUCUAGGGGCGCCUAUCUCUAUGGGCGCCUAUCUCUAUGGGCGCCUAUCUCUAGGGGCGCCUAUCUCUAUGGGCGCCUAUCUCUAGGGCGCCUAUCUCUAGGGGCGCCUAUCUCUAGGGCGCCUAUCUCUAUGGGCGCCUAUCUCUAUGGGCGCCUAUCUCUAUGGGCGCCUAUCUCUAUGGGCGCCUAUCUCUAUGGGCGCCUAUCUCUAUGGGCGCCUAUCUCUAGGGCGCCUAUCUCUAGGGCGCCUAUCUCUAUGGGCGCCUAUCUCUAUGGGCGCCUAUCUCUAGGGGCGCCUAUCUCUAUGGGCGCCUAUCUCUAUGGGCGCCUAUCUCUAGGGCGCCUAUCUCUAGGGGCGCCUAUCUCUAUGGGCGCCUAUCUCUAUGGGCGCCUAUCUCUAGGGGCGCCUAUCUCUAUGGGCGCCUAUCUCUAUGGGCGCCUAUCUCUAUGGGCGCCUAUCUCUAUGGGCGCCUAUCUCUAUGGGCGCCUAUCUCUAUGGGCGCCUAUCUCUAUGGGCGCCUAUCUCUAUGGGCGCCUAUCUCUAUGGGCGCCUAUCUCUAUGGGCGCCUAUCUCUAG
Molecule: messenger RNA, 669 nt
Organism: Closterium sp. NIES-65
Lineage: Eukaryota; Viridiplantae; Streptophyta; Zygnematophyceae; Desmidiales; Closteriaceae
Source: the annotation of a GenBank genome assembly